Pseudocercospora fijiensis CIRAD86 is the source of this 1167-nucleotide messenger RNA. RefSeq lists its product as uncharacterized. Bases 59 to 1048 code for a protein of 329 amino acids. Gene Ontology annotation, biological process: catechol-containing compound metabolic process. The transcript has 3 exons. Gene Ontology annotation, molecular function: ferric iron binding; catechol 1,2-dioxygenase activity. The record is from RefSeq and is a predicted model, not a curated record. Lineage: Eukaryota; Fungi; Ascomycota; Dothideomycetes; Mycosphaerellales; Mycosphaerellaceae.
CACAAAAUAACUUGUUUUGGACUUCUUCAUCUUCCAAUCCCUCUUUCAACAUUCCGCCAUGGAUGCUUCACAAGUGGACGUCCCUCCUCUCAAGGAUCUCACCAUUGACAACAUCACAGACAAUGUCAAGCUAAUCAACUCGAGAUGCCCAAAUCCACGAUUGAAAUACAUACUAGAACGAAUAGUACAACACCUCCACGACUUCGCAAGAGAAACUCGUCUCAGUCAUGAAGAAUGGAUGACAGGUCUACUCUUUCUCACAUCAGUUGGCCAGAUCUGCACCGAUGUCAGACAGGAGUUUAUCCUCCUCUCCGACAUCCUCGGCCUCUCCCUCCUCGUCGACUCAAUCGAUCACCCCAAACCCCCCUCCAGCACCGAAGGCACAGUCCUCGGUCCUUUCCACUCGCACGAAGCCGAGACGCAACCAAAUGGCUCCAUCAUAGCCCAUGACCCCGACGGCGAACCCUGUCUCGUCGUAUGCACAAUAAAAGACACCGCGGGCAAGCCGAUCGAAGGCGUAAAGAUCGAUAUUUGGGAAACAGACUCCAAAGGCUUCUACGAUGUACAAUACCCGGGUCGUGAAGGACCCGAUCAAAGAGCAGUGAUGCAUUCUGACAAGGAUGGGGUAUUUUGGUUCAACGCCAUCACGCCUGUGCCUUACCCGAUUUCUCAUGAUGGACCUGUGGGGAAAUUGUUGGUGCAGUUGAAGAGGCAUUGUUACAGGCCUAGUCAUAUGCAUUUCAUGUUUGAGAAGGAGGGUUAUGAUCAUUUGAUAACAGCUCUUUACCUACGCGGCGACCCUUACGAGACGUCCGAUGCGGUCUUUGGUGUGAAAGAGAGUUUGCUCAUUGAUUUGAAGACGGUCUCGGAAGAGCAUGUGAAGGAAUAUGGUGUGAAGGCUGGGACGAGUUUGAUCACGUACGAUUUCGUGCUUGUGACGGAUGAGGAGUCGAGAAAACUACGAGAAAAGAAUGCGAUGGAUGCUAUGAAGGAGCUUGGCAUCAAGGCAAAGCUUUGGAAUGGAUUGCCUGUGCCGGACGUAGACUGAGUACGUACAGUACAGUAAGUGACUCCAGACUUCUCAUGGAGCGAGAUCAAAAAGCGUGUUGGUUCGUCUAUCGGUGUUACUAGGUCCGAACAAUGAAUGUCACUUGAGAUGCUAUAGCC